AUGUCAAAUAUCGACUUAUCGGAUGGUCUUUUGGUCGACUAUGAAAGAACCUAUCUACAUCAAUGGCCGGUAGACCAAAACAUAACAGAGGAAACCCACGAUCUCUCGACGCUACCGCCGCUACAAACCAGCGGUCACCCACUUGAACAAUCGGUGGCCCAAGACCCGAGCCUGAUGGUCGAUUGGCACUAUCAACAUUUGCACACCCCUCACCCACAUCAUCAAUUACCAUAUUCGACCGAGGACCCAUCCUCUGUGCCCCAGUUUACUACUAGCUAUGGAAUGGUCCUUCAGUCCUCCCCAGUGGAUCUCAUGGCCGGUCAGGGCCAUAUGAGUGCUGGUCUGCUCGAUGCUCCCUACCUUUCCAUGCCAAGUCAGGUUGAUAUGGUGCCUUAUGCUUAUCAUGACUUUCACUCUGAUCUGAUGCCGGUGUUAAAUGGUCUUUCCGACGUCUCUUACGCCCCGCACCCAGUUCUAGAUAGUAGUUCGCCUACAGAUACUUAUCUCGAGGUCCGUUCCCUCUCUAGCAGUGAUAACGGAUGGACUACUGUCGACCACCGACGCUCACUCGAUUUCACCUUCCCGGAGCAAGGUGUCUUUGUUAACCCUACUCAGACCCUUCACGACCGAAGUCUCUCCGAGUCUUCCUACUCUGGUUCUUACGGCAGCUUUGUUGAUAUUUCCAACCCGAUCAGUUCGCCUGGAUCAGAUCAUUUAGAUUAUUCUUACCACAGCUGUAACUUGCGGUACGCUAGUACCUCCCCGCCCAGCAACGCUAUCAUGCGUUGCGAGGACCACUCAUCCUCCACUGGUUCUCGAUCACCCUCUGCGGUUAGUCCCAGCGUCAUGGUGCGCCCUAUCCCAGUUCCGAUCAAAAAGUCUACGACACCGACUCGCUCAUCGGGAUCACAUUCGUCAGCAUCUCCUCCCAGUCGGAAAUCGAGGAAGAGCCCCAUCGCUGCCAAGACCUCAGAGACCAAGGUUCGCAAGUCAUCGCAGAACGGUAAGCCGGAGACGACCGAGAAGCGCGUCGGCAAGCGAAAAGGCCCUCUGAAGCCCGACCAGCGGAAGCAAGCGAGUGAGAUCCGGAAGCUGCGCGCUUGCUUGCGCUGCAAGUUCCUUAAGAAGACUUGUGAUAAGGGUGAGCCAUGUGCUGGAUGCCAGCCAUCGCACGCUCGGCUAUGGCAGGUCCCUUGUACUCGCAUCGAUAUUAAAGAGAUUGGAUAUUUCAUGAAGGACUGGAAGGCCGAUUACGAGCGCCACAUCUCCAUGGGUUUCUCGGUCGGUAACAUCAAGGGCUUCUCGGACCAAGAACGUACCUUGUAUAUCACCCACGGCUAUGGACAAAUCAUGCCCAUCAGAGCCCGCGAGGUGUACGUACGGGAUGAACAGUGCUUCACGAUUGACUGGGUCGAGUCUAUGCACCGCGAGCCAACACAAUACGAAGUCGAGACUGCCAAACUCUCCGCUGGCAUGGAGGGUAUCUCGCAUGCUAUGCUUUCCGAGUACCUAGACUGCCAUAUUGACGGGAACGGUACUUUUGAGAAAUUUGUCGAUGACUAUUUCGAAGGCACCCCGUUCCUCACCCAGAUGCUCAAGACUGCAUUCCGUUAUUACUACCGCACUAAGCUCCCGGUGAUCCGAAAAGCGCUGAAGUUGGUUGUCGCCUACAACCUGACUCUGCAUGUCACCAUGAUCGAGGGCCUGGGCGACGAGGAUAGCUUCCGAGGGAAGAUCAAUGAUCAAUCAUCCAAGUUCCGAGGCAAGACCAUGGCACCCGUCAUGAUUAACUUCCAGAUCAAGUGUGCCAUGGCUAGCAUGUGGCGUGAACUCCAGAAGGAUGUGCUGGAGGAGCUAUCUUCGCUCUACUCGAGUGUGUACAGUGGUGAGAAGCUGAAGAACUGGCCUACCAUUUUCAUCCUAGCCUCCAUUCUCUUGGCCGUAUGGGAGGAGAUGCAGUUUGACAGCCAUUACCGUACACCGGACCAAGCCGCGGUUGACAAGUUCUGCACUGAUAUGGAGACGACCCCUGUGGGUGUCAUCGUCGGACUGUUCCAGGCCAUCUCACAGAAGUUGCCUCCAUUCACAGAGUGGGAUUCACAGAAACAUCACCAACUACUAUACUCCAAUCCCGACGUCUGUAACACAAUGACCGAGGUCCGACAACAUGUUGAACAACAUGAAAAAUACCUCCGUAGCCGCACCGCUACUAAAUUCAACCGCCAUGACUUCGACUGCCUGUCCAACAAAUUUGUUUCCCGUCUUGUUAUUCGAGCCAACUAA
This is a messenger RNA of Penicillium taxi, 2283 nucleotides long. RefSeq lists its product as uncharacterized. The transcript has 2 exons. The coding region runs from base 1 to 2283 and encodes 760 amino acids. The record is from RefSeq and is a predicted model, not a curated record. Gene Ontology annotation, biological process: regulation of DNA-templated transcription. Gene Ontology annotation, molecular function: zinc ion binding; DNA-binding transcription factor activity, RNA polymerase II-specific. Lineage: Eukaryota; Fungi; Ascomycota; Eurotiomycetes; Eurotiales; Aspergillaceae.